AGUAUGAUCAGUUUGUAAUAGUUUGCUUUCAAUCUCACACAUUUUCACAAGAUAUUUCAUUAUGGAAGAAAUUGAUUUCAAAGUUCAUGAAAAUAAAUUAGAAAAAGUUCUUAAUAUAAUUCUGCAAGAAAAUUUUAAAGCUUCAGAUGAUGUUUAUUUAGAAAAGAUCAUUUCUCAUCUAUCAGGAAAAUUCAAUGAAGAUCUAGGUAAGCACCUGCUUCAACAACCAAUUUGUUGCCAAUGGAUCAAAAACGCAUUACAAAACUGGCAAAGUGUUCAACCACAUCACAGUAUAGUUGCAUUUUGCAUAAAAGUUGCAUCCUUAAUAGUUCAUGAUCGUAAAUACUUUGAAUUUCUAAAUGAAAAUAAUUUAAUAAGUGAACUUGUGAAUUUGGCACACAAGUUUGAAGCUCGCAGUCCUCCAGUAAAAUUAUCAUAUGUACUACUUCAAAAGGCUUUGAUACAAAACGAAGAAGGUUUAAAAUUUGUAUUCAAUACAGGAAUGUGGAAAGAUAUUUUGAAUUACUCAAACCAAAAUCAGACCAUUUAUGUGGUUAGGGAAUCACACUUAUAUAUUUAUAACCUACUGUUACUGACAUAUCGAGAAUCAGAUGACCUAUUGAAUUAUAAAGAUAUUUUGAAAGUUGCUUUGGAAAGCAUUAUGCAAAAAGACUGGAAUAAAGAUCAGACUGUAAUGCCAAUUGAAAAUACACAUUUGUAUAAAACUUUAUGCCCAAAAUUAAAUUUAUUAAAUUUCAUUCUCGAGCAAGCUUUAAAACAUAAUGAAAUGGAUGAAGUUAUUAGAUAUAUAUUUACUGAAUACAAAUUAGAAUGGCAUUAUUGGAAUCUCUUAAGCGUUACCUUUGAUGAAGUUUUAUUAAAAGUAGUUAUAAGAAUGAUAGUCCUUGUAAUUUUCUGUAAAUUAAGAUUUGGAACUGAACCUGGUCAUAAUGAAAUCUCUAAAGAUGACUUACAUGACUUCUAUGCCAAUUCAUAUAAUAUAAUAAAUAUCAUUAUAGUCACAAAGCGAUUGCCACUCAGAGUUUUGCAAAUUUGUGAAUUGUAUCACUUGUUUUUGAGUUAUAUUAAAAAGAACUGCACAGAAAAGGAAUUACUAUUGACAAAAUGUGAAAAAAGUGGAGAACUAGAAACCCAAAUAAAUCUUCUACAAAUAACUCCUAUAUUGUUAGCAAUCAAAUCAUCUAAUUAUGAUUCUCACAUAUUUUUUGAAGAGUUUAUUGUAAAAUUAUUCAACAUUGCCGGUGAACACACAACUAGACUUAUAUACGCUUUUCGUGAUUCACUAAAAGGACAUUUGGCAUUAUAUGAUGUUGCACACCAAGCUAUUUUAUCCUUAUUAUCGACCAAGAGUUUGCUAGCUCAAGAGAGAGUUAUUAUAAUUUUUCAGGCUUUAGUUUACAUAUUAAAGGACUUUGCGCCUGAAGCUUCAAUUUUUCCAGUACCGGAAAAUUAUAUUGCAAGUGAAAUAAUUGCUCGGGCACCACAUCUAUUGGGUACUAUUUUGACCGCAUUAUGUACUUUGAUUAAAGAUUUUAAAAUUUCUUGGUUUGAAUCUAUUGAAAGUACUGCAAUUCAUAAAUUCUGCUUAGCUCUUUUGGCCAAUGUGAAUCUAACAUCUAAACAUCAAAUUCAAGCUCUGCAGUUGACUCAGUUGGGAAUUGAAAAAUAUAUGGCACCAACAUUAGCUUUGUUAUUAAAUAAAAUGGAAUGCUCAGGACUUGAAGAAUUAGGUCCUACAAUUGCUAAGAAGUUACAUGACCCUCAAUGGGAAGUUAGAGACAGUGCUUUAGAAUUGCUUCAAAGUGUUGCAGAAAUGGCAAAAUGUAAAUUUCCAAUAUUUCAAAAUCAUUUAUUAUCAUCGAACUUGGUUAAUUUAUCAUGCAUUGUUGCGCAGUCUGAUAUUGAACCUUAUGUAAGGGCCAGUGCUUGGAAAUGUGUUAAAAUUAUGUUAAGGGUGAAUCUAUUUUGGACAGAAUGCCUACAACAGCAAGAUUUACAGAAAAAGUUAAUACAGGUGAUAAUGGAUGAUGCUGAACCUAUUGUUCGGCAAGAAGCAAUGGCAGUAUUGGAGCAACUUUUAUCAAGAUUAAAUGUGGUACCCCAAGACAUUUUUAAUGUCAUGAAAUAUGUAUCAGUACACGAUGUGCAUUGGGAUGUACAAGUUAGUGCACUAUCCUUCUGGAAAGCAGUAAUACAAAAAGAAUUUCAUAAUCAAGGAAUGAUUGAUGGAUCAUUUCCACAAGUUACAUUCUCAAGAGAGAGCCACAAAAUUGUUAAUUUAGAUGAUGCAGAAAUUAAAGCGCGUUUGAUAUUGGUUCUGAAUUCGUUAUCAGAAAAGGGAUGUUUUGACGUUUUUCUCAGUUGUCUUAACGAAAAUAGUGAGCUAAAGGUACUUCAAGAAGUUUCUGAAAUUAUAAAAACUUUAACAGAUAUUUUGACAAAAUACAACUUUUCAGUUUCAUUAGUUAAAAAUUACAAAAUCAAUUGUGAUUCUCAACAUUCUCCUGAUUUUGAAAUCAAUAAUGCUGAAAUUUCAGAAAAUAAUAUAUCAGACAAGGAAACUCCAGAAUCUAUUAUAAACUCUAUCGUUGAUCUUGAUGAUAUCAAUCUUUUAACAAAUAGUACUGUUACAGCUUACGAAUUUUUGAAGUAUUUAGAGACAUUCCAAGUCGAAGAGAAAAUUCGAAUCAAAGAAAGUUGGUUGGUUAAAUUAGGGAAUGACUUCGAGAACUUGUUAGAUGAUAUCAUUUCAUGCCACACUGACAAAUGUGGUUCCAAUGAUAUGGAUUGUUACUAA
This is a messenger RNA of Ctenocephalides felis (cat flea), 2818 nucleotides long. RefSeq lists its product as uncharacterized. The record is from RefSeq and is a predicted model, not a curated record. Gene Ontology annotation, cellular component: nucleus. The transcript is spliced from 11 exons. Gene Ontology annotation, biological process: DNA damage response; positive regulation of protein phosphorylation; cell population proliferation. Gene Ontology annotation, molecular function: protein binding. The coding region runs from base 62 to 2818 and encodes 918 amino acids. Lineage: Eukaryota; Metazoa; Arthropoda; Insecta; Siphonaptera; Pulicidae.